This is a messenger RNA of Linum trigynum, 3069 nucleotides long. Lineage: Eukaryota; Viridiplantae; Streptophyta; Magnoliopsida; Malpighiales; Linaceae. The record is from the annotation of a GenBank genome assembly.
GCUCCCUUCUCCCUUUUGUUAUUAGUAAGAAUCAUACAGUGUUUGUUAAGGGGAGGGUAAUUGGAGAAAACAUCCUCUUAGCUCAUGAGUUAGUGCAUAAGUAUUCUAAGAAGAAUAUCUCUUCUAGAUCAGCUCUUAAAAUUGACAUUAUGAAAGCAUUUGACUCAGUAAGCUGGCAGUUACUUUGUGUGGUAUUGGAAGCUAUGGGAGUGCCUAUACAGUUUAUCAGUUGGAUCAGGAUGUGUGUAUCUAGUCCAAUGCUUAGUAUUGCUUUUAAUGGGGUCUAGUGGGUUACUUUCCUGCUAAGCAAGGUCUUAGGCAGGGGGACCCCCUCUCCCCAUACUCGUUUGUUGUAGCUAUGGAGGUAUUUUCUUGUCUCUUGGAUUUGGAAGCUGAAAGGGGCAGGUUUCCCUAUCACCCUAUGUGUAAGAGAAUUGGCCUGACUCAUUUAUGCUUUGCUGGCGAUCUGUUGGUUUUUUCUGAUGGGUCUAAUUAUGGAAUUCAGAGUGUACAAAGGGUUCUGAGUGUGUUUCACAAGCUCUCAGGGCUUCAAUCUAACCCUAGCAAGUGUGAAAUAUUUUUUGGAGGGUUGGAGAAGGAGGAGAUGGUAGAAAGAGCUCAAAGGUAUGGGUACCAGCCAGGGGGUUUCCCAGUGCGCUAUCUUGGGGUUCCUCUGGUGGCUGGAAAGCUUACAAUAAAUGCUUGCAAACCUUUCACUAGUAGGGUGCAGGGCCGGAAGGCUAAAUCCUUGAGCUAUGCAGGUAGAGUGGAGCUUGUAGGGUCUGUUCUAUACAGCAUGUCACAAUACUGGAUGAGUGUUUUUAUGCUCCCAAAGGCUGUUAUUCGUGAGGUUGAGAGAAUUUGUAGUAAUUUUCUCUGGUCUGUUGGUCCUGGUCUCAAGCUUAAAGCUAUGAUGGCAUGGAAGUAUCUGGCCAUCCCAAAAAAAGAAGGAGGACAGGGUUUGAGGGAUCUUGUUUCCUGGAAUUAUGCAUGUGUCUACAGGCAGAUAUGGGUGGUUAUGAUGCAGCAAGGCUCACUGUGGGUUGCUUGGAUCCAGGCCUACAAAUUGAAAGGUAGAGAUUUUUGGAAUGUGAAUGUUAGUGGCUCAUGGAACUGGGGGAGUUGCUGAGAGUUAGAAAUAAGCUUCCUAACCUAUUUUGCUGGAAAGACGAAGUGCUGAACUGGGAUGAUAAACCAAUGAUGAGAAACUCCAUAAAGUUGAUCUGGGAAUCUGUUAGGACAAGGCACAGUAAAGUAAGCUGAUAUAAGCUUAUAUGGAAGGGACCUCUGUAGAAUUUGAUAACGCGGAAUUGAAACGAACACAGAACACAAAAGUUUUACGUGGUAUCCUCGAUCGAUUGAUUGAUCGAGACUAAUCCACGGUGAGCUCAUAAGAGCUCACGGCUGAUCUCUUAUUAGGAUUACAUCUUGACGGCUUGCUUACGACAAUCUCGUAGCUAAGCUUAUAUAGAGAUAGACUAGGGAUAAAACCCUAAUGAGAAGAGUCGAGUACGGCUACAUAUCCGUACCUACUACAACUCGGACAAGGCCCAACAAGGCCCAAUACUAACACGGUUUAAGUAACCGCAACACUCCCCCUCAAGCAAAGACAUGAAUGACAAGAAUGUCGAGCUUGAAGAAGUAAAUGUGAAGAACAAGCAUGAUGGCUUGAACCACAAAACUCGAGAUGAAUAAUAUCUCGGACGAGGUUGAUUGGAGACGACUGACUCUCUCUGAACAACCUGAUGAUGGAGACGAUUGACUGCGUCUCUUGAACUUGAACACACCUGGUACAUCGCGGUCGACCUGAUGACUGAGGUAGUCGACCGACGUAUGUUGACCUCCUAUUCUCCCCCUCAAGCUGGAGCAUGAACAUCGUGAAUGCCCGGCUUGAAAAGUGAUGAAUGGUUGAUAUGUGCCCAAUAAUGAACCGGAAGAGGGGACGACCAUUUCUUGGAUCGUGAAAGCCAACUGGACGAUGAAGGGACGAUGACUUCUCUUAUCGUACUACCUUUUGAACGCCAGGGGACGACCAUUUUAUGGACCGUGAAUGCCUCAAUCGAUACGUGACUAUAUGUUGAUGGGUAAAGCCUGCAAAAUGAAUUAGCUACCCAAAAAACUAAUUGGAGAGUCCAUUAAUAAACUCUUACCAAAAGGUGUGGGAGCCCAUAAGGGCUUAGUUCCCCGUUCGAAGUAACUACCACUCCACCGUGGCCUUUUUUUUUUUAGCAUCUGUUGGCCCAAAACAAAUGCAAUUAAAUGGCCCAAUAUCCAUAAGCGGGCCCAUAAAAUUAAGAAACCCUUUGACCUCUCUCCCUCCUCCCGCCGCUUCUGUGCUUCUUCUUCCUAUUUCACCUUUCAUGACAAGACAGUUGCAGAGGAACGGCGAGUAGAGGAGCUCCGACGGCGGGUGCGGCACAGAGAUCGGUGAGGCGGACAAAGAUUGGUGCCGCUUCAACCGCUGUGACUGUGGCGAUUAUUUGACUUUCUUGAUUGAUGGACUAAGGCAUGAACUUGUAGUUGAAGACGACAAGCCGAUGCAAAGGAUGGCAAGAGCACCGCUCUGAUCAUGACGAGGACUCUACUGGUCCAGCUAGACAGGACUGUCAAUGACGCUAGUCGCAAAGAAUUAACCCCCCGGUGGAGAAUGAAACGGGGUGGAUUGCCGGUGAUGGAAGCAAGAUCCGCCGCCUGUUGAUGCACUGGUGGAUUGAUCGGAUUUGAGGCUAGGAUGACUGUAGCUGAAAUUCAGGCUGCUCCUUGACUGACUUCUAGAUUCCAAAGACGUAUCACCGUGGUCUGUUCUUGAAUCCCAGGAAUUCGGGUGAGACUGUUUAACCAAAGCCGUGAACUUCAGGAACUGAGAGGACAAACAUAGUAUUCUGACCUUGACUGUAGAUGCCGAGGGCGCUGAUGGCAAGGACAACGACCAAGACAGAGUUGGAGGCCGGAAUGAACCUCGGCUCUCCUGAUGACAACAACCACGAAUGAUUGGCGAUUGAUGACCCACGGCGGAAUGGACUUCGCCUAGGCCGACUAUGCUCAGCGGAAUAACGUCGCUGAUGAAUA